AUGAUGUCAGAACAAACAUUGUGGAAACACUUUACGUUUCAGUUACGCUGUGCCGGAAAACGCGAACCUGAAAAGGAACUAGAAGCGCAAAGAUGGAUAGAAGCUGUCACAGGCGAAAAAUUCCCAGCAGAUCUGCCAUACGAGUUCGCUCUCAGGGACGGAAUAAUUCUGUGCAAGCUCAUGAAUAGACUGCAGCCUGGUAUCAUCCAAAAAGUCAAUGUGUCGGGAGGAGACUACAAGUUUAUGGACAAUAUUAGCCAAUUUCAAAAAGCAUGCGUCAAAUAUGGAGUUCCAGAUACAGACCUCUUCCAAACCACAGACUUGUGGGACCAAAAAAACAUCGCACUAGUCACACAAACAAUCUUCGCCCUUGGCAGGACGACAUACAAACACCCAGAAUGGCGUGGUCCUUAUCUGUGGCCAAAGCCCGCUGAAGAAAACCGCCGUGAAUUCAGUGAAGACGUUCUACGUGCGGGAGAAGCUGUUAUCGGACUACAAGCAGGUACAAACAAAAUGGCGUCACAGUCGGGACAGAACUUUGGCGCAUCACGCAAAAUAAUCCUCGGCAAG
This is a messenger RNA of Brenthis ino (lesser marbled fritillary), 570 nucleotides long. The record is from the annotation of a GenBank genome assembly. Lineage: Eukaryota; Metazoa; Arthropoda; Insecta; Lepidoptera; Nymphalidae.